Brugia pahangi is the source of this 588-nucleotide messenger RNA. NCBI's taxonomy places the organism in Eukaryota, Metazoa, Nematoda, Chromadorea, Rhabditida, Onchocercidae. The record is from the annotation of a GenBank genome assembly.
AUGGCAAAUACAGAAAUUGAUGAUCUACUCAGUCAGGUAUUUGCAGCACCCAUCUAUUUGCCACCUGUAAAAUUCUCAUCAAAUGCACAGUGCAACACAAAAGAAAAUGAAAAAUUUAAUUCAAUUCGUGUGGUCAGAAAUGUUCGUCAAUAUGUGAAAUUGUGGACAAAAGAUAAUGAAGCAGAUGGAUCAAAGAUGUUGCCGAAAUACGAUUUAUUAAUGGAGGAAAAGAGAAGUCAGAUGGAAGAAAAUAAGAAAACAAACAUUAAAGAUCAUCACUUAGUGCAAAAACAUCGGGACAGAAUUAUAUCAGGUUAUGUAUCGGUUUCACAAAGAAGACAAAAUUUUGAUGGUAAUCAAAAAAUCACACACAACAAUUUCGAAAAGAUAGUAUCAGUUAAUGAUGCAAAGAAAAUUGCAAUAAAUGACAAAGAAAUGUUGAAAGAACAUGAAGUAUUUGAUAUUAAAUUUAAUCCAGCAGAAAUGUAUAAUGAAAGCAAUGCAUUUAUGCCAACAGUGGAAGAGUUAGGUUCAAUUGAACAGCUAAAAUCAUUUUUCGAAAAGCGAUCCAAAGUGGUCAAUCAUUAA